Malus domestica (apple) is the source of this 1288-nucleotide messenger RNA. The record is from RefSeq and is a predicted model, not a curated record. NCBI's taxonomy places the organism in Eukaryota, Viridiplantae, Streptophyta, Magnoliopsida, Rosales, Rosaceae.
UCUGUUGUCACAUUGUGUAUAAGUAGUUAAUUAUUGUUGAUAUUGUUCAUAUCAUGCAGUUAAAUAACAAUUAGAGACAGGCAAAGGAGAUUUGAUUCUCUGAAGAUAAUCAACUGUUGCAAAUUAUAAAGUCAUGGAUGAUGCAUAUAGGGAUGCAAGUGGUAGUAAGCAUCCAAGGGUGCAUUUUGAAAGCGAUCUGGUUAAUCACCACCGAAAUUCAAGCUUCCCAUCAUCCUCGUCAUCAUCACCAUCGUCCUCAUCAUCGUCAUCUCCACGUUCAUCGCUGGAAUCAUCUGUCAAUGGUACAGAAGGUGGUAACAAUCCCUGCGUAACAACGACACGACCAGACCACGAGUCUCAGGGGGCUCUGUCAUUACCAGAGGGUUAUUCUUCUCCGAUUCUGCCUUGGAGCAUGCAAAGCGGAUCAUCCGCGCAAUCCUCUCAGUUUCAGAUGAUGGGAAGGCCUGCAGGAUAUGACCCGAGUCGAAUCCCAUCGAAUAUUUUUUCCAGUAAACCGGCAGCAGGCAUGGAUUGGAGUGUUGCUUCAAAUGAAUCAUUAUUUAGUCUUCAUGUGGGGAACAACAGCUUCUCGAGAGAUCAGUUUGCUUUUCUGAAUAAAUCCGGAGAGCUUUAUAAAUCCGGUGAACUGACGCGGCAUGAUGAAUUAUUCUACAUUCCAACUCCACUUCCCACAGUUACUGAGGCAGAAACUAUUGAAAUUAAGAUUCACAAUGUGGAGAAAGAGAAGGUUGAAAACAAGGCUCCGAACGUGGAGGCAAAAAUCGAGGAAAAUGAGAGUGCAAAUGUGGAGAUAUAUAAGGUUGAAAGCGUGAGGGAAAAUGUGGAAAAGGAAUCAGUAGAAGAAACAGAAGGACCAGAUGAAUCCGCAAAGACAGAAGCCAUAAAACCCAAGGAAAUCUGGAAUUCUGUCGCUUCAUACCGGUCUGAUGGGAGCAAUAACAGCACCAAGUCAUUCCGGUUCCCAGUGUUGGCAGGUCAUGAGGUUGAAAAAAAUAUCCCUGCAGAGAUGGACUCAGGAAAGCUAGAGUCAGAGCCGCACGCACAGCAGGAGAUGCAUAAGCAAGUAGAGCACGAAGCCCCCGAAACACCCCUAAAUGUCGCCACAACUCAACCAACCAGUUGGUUUUCGUGCUUCUGUUGUUGCACCCCCUGCCGUUGAUCUAAAAAGCCUUCCUAGGUAGAUGCUUUGGAUUUCAAAGUUGCUUCCUUGCCAAGUUUCAAAGAACCUCAAGGCUUGUCCAAGUGGUGGAGUUCCCAUUAGGUUAGG